AUGAAUUUUAAUGCCGAUAUAUUGACAUUUACUAAUCCAUCAUCAGUCUACUAUUUGGAUAACCCGUCAACAGAACUAGUGGAUCAAGUUGUUCAAGGUGCAAGUCGAUUAACUACUCAACGAGUAGUCGAUUUUGUUCGUGUUGCUGCGAGAAUUCUUAAAGCAUACAAAUCUCGACAAGAUAAUAUUAAAGAUGCUGAUAAUGUCAAUGGUUUUAUUUUAUCAGCUCUUAAAUAUUCAUCACUUAGUCCUUUACGCGGUCUUGCUGCACGAAUUCGUGUAAUUGAAAAUGAUCGAGUUGUACCGUCGUUUCUAAGUGUUAAAUUAGCAUUUGAUGGUGUUCGCCGUGAAACACUUCGUUUACCAUGGGUUGAUGUUGCGAUAAUCAAUCCAUUGAAUAAAAAUCUUAAUGAUGAUGAAAAAAGUCGACAUAAAACUAAUUUGCCAUCCAGAUUAAAACAACAUCAAGAUACUUAUGAUGCAAAAGAAGAAGAUUCUAAUCCAUCUGUUCAUCUCUAUUUGAGAUUAUUUGAUACGGAUGUGCGCGCCAAAGAUCCUAUCAUUCGUAUACCAUUAGAAAUCGGUGCUGUAUCAGGAGCUGCUAAUGGUUUGGCAUUAUAUAAAUCGGCACAAGUUGCCGCACUUGUUGAUUUAACAAUGGGUUAG
Messenger RNA from Rotaria socialis, 666 nucleotides. The record is from the annotation of a GenBank genome assembly. Lineage: Eukaryota; Metazoa; Rotifera; Eurotatoria; Philodinida; Philodinidae.